AUGCUCGGAAGCGUGUGCCAAAAGAUCCCUGCACGGACAACUUCCCUACAAGCAUGCAGGUUUAUUCGAGCAAGAUGGGAACGUGCCUACUACAAGGAUCUCUAUCAUCGUAGGAUGUUACUGGGAGCAGACCCACUUAUUCAUCGCUCAUCCUAUCCUAAUUGCGUGCGAUCCCACCAUUGUUUCGGUGGAGCUGUUCAACAGUGGUCCCAAAUCGAAUCGACCAUCGAUGUUGCUUCCGAAGAAUACAAGCAGAAUUACACUCAAAUGAAGGAAAUAGUGGAUGAUCUACGGCAGAAGAUUUCGAAGAUCACUGAAGGAGGAGGAGAAAAAGCUCGAGCGCUGCACAAGAAACGCGGAAAAAUGCUUGCGCGUGAACGGAUCAACACUCUGAUUGAUCCAGGAACCUCGUUCUUGGAGCUGAGCCAGCUUGCCGGCUUUCAGAUGUACGGUAAUGAAGAAGUCCCUGCAGGUGGCAUCAUCACUGGCUUAGGAACUGUCUCAGGACGAGUUUGCAUGAUAUCUGCUAAUGAUGCCACCGUGAAAGGAGGAACCUACUAUCCUAUUACUGUGAAGAAACAUCUCCGGGCACAAGACAUCGCCAGGGAAAAUGGUCUACCCUGUAUCUAUCUGGUGGAUUCUGGUGGUGCGAAUUUGCCCCGUCAAGCUGACAUUUUUGCAGACAGGGAUCAUUUUGGAAGGAUUUUCUAUAACCAGGCAACCCUCAGCGGUCAAGGUAUUCCUCAACUUGCUGUUGUUAUGGGCAGCUGCACAGCGGGAGGGGCUUAUGUUCCAGCUAUGGCAGAUCAGGCAAUCAUAGUCAAAGGCACUGGAACAGUAUUCCUGGGAGGGCCUCCUCUUGUCAAGGCAGCUACGGGUGAAGAUAUUUCCGCUGAAGAACUGGGAGGAGCUGACCUUCAUUGCAGUGAAUCUGGCGUGACAGAUUACUAUGCACACAACGAUGCACACGCUCUCCAUUUGGCCCGCAACGCUGUUGCCGGAUUGGGACCACCUGUGGGAGCCGCAGAAUUCGCCGAUCAUUUCGAAGAGCCUCUGUAUCCUGCGGAAGAGUUGCUUGGCAUUGUUGGAGCGAACCUCAAGAAAACGUUUGAAGUGCGGGAAGUUAUUGCACGUAUUGUUGAUGGUUCCCGUUUCGAUGAAUUCAAAGAAAAGUACGGAGAAACGCUUGUGACCGGAUUUGCAAAGAUUUUUGGCCAACCUGUUGGAAUUCUUGCGAAUAACGGUGUGCUGUUCUCGGAAUCCGCCAUGAAAGGGGCACACUUUAUUGAAUUGUGCUGUCAACGAAAAAUUCCCCUGGUGUUCCUCCAGAAUAUAACUGGAUUCAUGGUGGGUCGUGAAGCUGAAGCAGGAGGAAUCGCCAAGCAUGGUGCUAAACUAGUAACAGCAGUAGCGUGUGCCUCUGUCCCUAAGUUGACUGUUCUGAUUGGUGGAUCGUACGGAGCAGGAAACUACGGAAUGUGUGGCCGAGCAUACGGUCCUCGAUUCCUUUUCAUGUGGCCUAACGCCCGCAUUUCUGUGAUGGGUGGUGAACAGGCCGCGAAUGUCCUCGCAACUGUUCAACGUGAUAAACGUCAACGGGAGGGAUCACAAUGGACUCAGGAGGAGGACGAGGCGCUCAGAAAGCCAGUUGAAGAAAAAUUCGAGAAAGAAGGUCAUCCAUACUUCGCAUCAGCACGGCUUUGGGAUGAUGGCGUUAUCGACCCUCGUGAGACACGUAAAGUGCUAGGUUUAACAUUGCAGGCCACGCUGCAGAAACCUAUUCCUGAAACGAAAUUCGGCGUUUUUAGGAUGAAUUACGCUUCGGAGGUGUAUGCUUUUGGUCAUCGUAUCGGUGCCCCAGAUGUUCAACCUGAAGAGCUGGUUAAGGCUUUGACAACGAGUUCUUUCUACACGCGUGCUGACAUCGAAGAAGAUGCGGCUCGUGCCGCUCCGAGCCAGUCAACAGAAGUGGGUGAAGGCAGCAACACGGAACUCGCAGAAAAAGGUGACAAAGUUAUUUCUCAAGUUCUAUCAUCCUACCUGCGUUGUCAGCUACCACUUGCUCCUGAGGAAUUCAUCCAAGCCGUUGUCAACGAACUGAGCUCGGAUGAACAGUUGGCAAACAUUGCUAAACACCUGGGAGUCGAUGUGUUGCUACGAACUGCUGAGCAUCCACCUGCAGCUUCUUCAGUCGCGGAUGCCUUUCGAGCACUGUUAGCAGCUAUUGGAGAAGAACGAGCAAAAAAUCUCAUCAUCGAUAUGGUCAUACCGCAAAUUAUCGAUAUAGAUUUUGCUGAUGUCUACAAUCUGCGUGAUCCUCUAGCCGUAUUGACUGACUUACUAACUCAAGGAGGAGCUUCAGAGGUCGAACCACGGAUACUACGCUCUUCCGGUCCUGUGAGUGCUGAACCAGUGUAUGUUGUUGGUAUCUACAAGGACAAGUCAGAGUUAGUUGGGCAAAGUGCUGGUGAGACACUGCGAAUUGCUACGGAAAUGGCGGCUCGAGAAGGACUUCUUCGACUUUGGGGUAUCACAGCCGAUAGGGUGUUCUUCUUUGGUCGUAAUGCCGCAGAAACACCUCUUGGAGAGUUCUCGAAGGAGAGCUAUUACUUGAAAGAUCGUUGUAAGCCAAGCACGGAUACGUCUGUGGUGCCUAUCGUCGAUACAGAACCGUUGAACAUAGUCGAGGUGGCUAUGCGAUAUCGCGACAAGGUACAAUCAGUUGUAGGAUUAAGCUAUACAAAGCGAUUGCGGCACAAAUUCUCGCGGGGAUCCUUAGCGAAGAGAUCAUUCAGAUACCUUGUAAAGCCGAAAGUGUACACAGUGUGUUAG
Molecule: messenger RNA, 2832 nt
Organism: Haemonchus placei
Lineage: Eukaryota; Metazoa; Nematoda; Chromadorea; Rhabditida; Trichostrongylidae
Source: the annotation of a GenBank genome assembly